Iphiclides podalirius (scarce swallowtail) is the source of this 1734-nucleotide messenger RNA. The record is from the annotation of a GenBank genome assembly. NCBI's taxonomy places the organism in Eukaryota, Metazoa, Arthropoda, Insecta, Lepidoptera, Papilionidae.
AUGCAAAGGCUAUUAAAGGCCGCCAACGCAUUUGUGAGCCCUCGGGUGUUGCAGGUGUUCAUGGGCGGCGGUAAUCACUCACCAUCGGUCGGCGUGAAACAGACGCGACCGCGUUAUAAGCCUAGCUCCGGCCUCGCCACGCACACUUGCGCCGCGAUGCAUCUCAUUCUUGCGCUGAGUGUCAUAAUUCUGCAACACAUAGACUCUUAUUCAUGUCAGUCAAUCAUAAGAACUCUAGAUGAUCACCAGGCAAAAUCGACAGAAGAUUACGAGUCCUACGAAUUUAAGAACGAAGACAUCGCAGAGCUACUGCAGCCAUUUCUACAACCAGGGCCCAUUGAAAAACAGCAGUUGCAAAAAAACUUAGCAAAAUUAACAAUAGAACCGUACCUACAACAUAAUCAAAUGAAACAACAAUGGCGAAGGAAUCCUUACAAUGGACUAAGUGAGCGUAAGAAAACAAUUGCACCUCUUGCCAUUAUUCUAACAAACUUACCAGAUCUUAAAUUCAAACAAGCCCGUGAUAAAGUCGUAAAGAAAACAGUCGUUAUAAAAAAAGAAGAUGAAAAUAAAUUACUUUCCGGUUCAGAAGACGUAGGUGCGCCUUCUGAUUCCCCUUUAAAGACUAAAUAUGACCCCAUAACAUCCAACAGUGAAAAUCUUAGUUCUGAGGAAAUAAUAGAUAUCGAUACAUCCACAGUGGUAACUAUAAGUUCGGAAACCGAAACCGGUAAUCAGAAUCCUUAUAGUGUUUAUUGGAAUGAUAGUGAAAUAUUAAACUCUGAGUCAAGUGUAACGCCAACAGAAAUGUACACACAACCGGAUGACUUACUUUCAGUCGUAGACGAAGAUACAAGUUAUUUUGAAAAUAACGAAAGAGAUGCCAAGAACGUACGAAACGAAGAAACUUUCAUAUCUAACCAUUAUACAACUGAAGGCAGUUCUAGUGACAAGGCUAAUUUAUUAGAGAUCGAAGAAAUUUCGAAAGAUUACGGGCUUAACGUUAGAGAUUCGGCUAAUGAGGUUAAAAGUCAGAGCCAAGACUACGAAGUGGAGAACGUUGUAAUAAAAAUGUUGUCAGAAGAGCCUAAUGCUUCUACUGAAGAAAAUAAAUUAAAUAGAGAAGAGAAUCUGCAUAACCAGGUUAUAAAAGAGACAGAUAAGGAAAUUUUCAAUCCUAUUCCUGAAAACACAUCCUUUAGAUUGGAAAUCAUUAAAGGUAGUACGGAAACUGUUGAGCACCCGCUAAUCAAAUUAAAUAGAGACCAUAUUGUUGUAGAAUCAAAUGAAGAACAAAGUAAAAAUCAUAAAAAUGAAAACUUAUACGAAAGCCAGGACCAAAUAGUUAUAGAAGUCGAUAACGAAACAAUCAAAGAUGCGAUAGAUAAUGAUGAAAAAACAGUUGAUGAUGACAAAAAAUAUCCACAUAAUUUCCAGGAUCAGAUCGUCAUAGAAGCAGAAGAGGAACCCAGCAAAGAAAAUGCUUACGAAAAUAUGCUCAUUAGUCACCUAAAAAACUCAUAUGGUUCCCAGAGCGAGUUUGCUUUCAAUACCAAAGAAAACCAGAGCAGCGAAGACGCCAUUGAGAACUCCCUCAUGAUGCCUAUUCGUAGCUCUCAUGAGAUACAUACAGAAAAUGAAUCAUGCAACCAUAAUGUGCACGGGCAUCAGUGCGACAUGAAAGCGACAACUCUACCAGGAACAGUGGACGACCACGCGGAAACUCUUGGAGCC